This is a messenger RNA of Truncatella angustata, 690 nucleotides long. Its product is annotated as DJ-1/PfpI family protein. The transcript has 2 exons. The coding region runs from base 1 to 690 and encodes 229 amino acids. Gene Ontology annotation, molecular function: glyoxalase III activity. The record is from RefSeq and is a predicted model, not a curated record. NCBI's taxonomy places the organism in Eukaryota, Fungi, Ascomycota, Sordariomycetes, Amphisphaeriales, Sporocadaceae.
AUGGCACCCAAAGUUCUCGUCGUCCUCACCUCUUACGGUACAAUUGAAGGCACCGACCACAAGACUGGCUGGUAUCUGCCCGAGCUUGCCCACCCCUACGAUGUCCUCGAACCCAAGACCGAGCUCGUUAUCGUCUCGCCUAAGGGUGGCGAGGCACCACUAGACCAGAGCUCCGUCGAGGCUUUCAAAAGCGAUCCCUCCUCGCAAAACUUUUUGAAGAAGGACUCGCUCUGGAAGAACACUGCCAAGCUCUCCGACUACCUCGGCCGCUCCUCUGAAUUUGCCGCCCUCUUCUACCCAGGCGGCCAUGGUCCCAUGUUCGAUCUUGCUACUGAUAAGGAGAGCAUCCAAUUGAUCAAUGAGUUCGUCGCUGCCGGCAAGCCCGUUGCCGCUGUCUGCCACGGUCCCAUCGUAUUCACAAACGUUACGUUGCCCAACGGCAAGCACCUCCUCGCUGGCAAGGAGGUCACCGGUUUCUCCAACGUCGAGGAGGACCAGGCCCAGAUGACGAAGCUGAUGCCGGUCCUGCUCGAGGACAAGAUCAAGGAGGCUGGUGGCAUAUACACCAAGGCUGCUGAGCCUUGGGGUGAAAAGGUCGUCGUCCAGGACGGCGGCAAGUUCAUCACCGGACAGAACCCCGCCAGCGCGAAGGGCGUUGGUGAGGCCAUCGCCAAGGCAAUUGGCGUCUAA